GCGCGCGAGGUGGGGCGGGGCUGCGCGCGCUCCCUCCCUCCCGAGCGGGCGGCGGGCCGGAUCUGGGAUGGCGCCUCCUCCGCCUUCGCCCCAGCUGCUCCUCCUGGCAGCCCUGGCGGGGCUCCUGCGUCCCAUGGAGGUGAUGGCUGAGCCGGCCGAGGAGGCGGGAGCCCGUUGCCCGGGGGGCCUGUGGCCUCUGCCCCAACAGGUGUCACCGAGAGUGACUUACACACGGAGGAGCCCACGGCAGGCAGAAGAUGUCAGCUUCCUCUACCAUCCCUGUGCCCACCCCUGGCUGAAGCUCCAGCUGGUCCUCCUGGCCCACGUCCAUGUGGCCCAGCCCUCCCUGGCCCCUGACUCCAGCCUCACUCAGGACCGGCCCCUGGUGUUGGAAGCAUGGGGGGUGGUGCUGGAGAUGGCAUGGGUGGAGCCAGCCUGGGCUGCCCACUUGCUGAAGCGAAGGCGGUGGAAGAGGCAGAGGAAGAAGGCACAGUUCCUCUCUGACAGCCUUUCUGGGCCCUCUCCCUGGGCACGAACGCCGGACAGAGGGAGGCUGUGCCGGAGAGGGUGUGUGCAGGCCCCAGCUUUGGCCUUUACUCUGCGGAGCUGGCGGCCCCCAGGCCCAGAGGUGGUGUCUAGAGGGCCCAGGCAGCACUCUCCUGGUGGUGCCAAGAGGCGUGGGCUGCGGGCUGCUCUUGGUCUCCAGCCUACUUCCUCAGCCCCGAGGUUCCCCUCUGCUUCCCCAUGGAGCGUGGAGACCAGGAAGCCCAAGCUAGGAACCCCAGGUGAAGGGGGUAAUGCUCCAUUUGUGCCCACUGCCCCCCUGCUACCUGGGGGGCCUCGAGGCAGUGCCAGCUCCAGGAUAGAGGCCCAGGUGCCCAAAGGGCAGAGCAGCCCAGGUGGCUGUGCCUGUCCAAGCCAGGCUUCCCCAGCCGCUCGGGCAGCAGCACCUCCGCGGGCAGCCCGGGGCCCCACCCCACGCACGGAGGAAGCUGCCUGGGCUGCCAUGGCCCUGACCUUUCUGUUGGUGCUGCUCACCCUGGCCACACUCUGCACUCGGCUGCACCGGAACUUCCGACGCGGGGAGAGCAUCUACUGGGGGCCCGUGGCGGACAGCCAGGACACUGUGGCCGCUGUGCUGAAGAGGCGGCUGCUGAUGCCCCCGCGUCGGGUCAAGCGCUCACGCCGGAGACCCCUCCUCCCACCCACGCAGGACAGCGGCCCAGAUGGGGACAGCUCCGACUGACCUGCCCCGGCCCUGCCACUGUGGCAGGUUUUGCCCCUCCUCCCCCGGGGAGGCCGCGACCUCUGCCACGUGGACCACGCGCAGGGCCGCCCUCUGGUGGCCGGAUGGAGCAUUUGCAGAAGGGUUAGUUCUUAAUGUGGUGUUUGUGGGGAAGGGUGGCCCAAGGAAGAAAAAGGAGCUGUUGUAGCCUCCUUUGCCAAAACUCUGUAUUUUUAACUAAAUUAUUUUAGUAGAAUCUU
This is a messenger RNA of Myotis lucifugus (little brown bat), 1485 nucleotides long. RefSeq names its product tumor protein p53 inducible protein 13 (gene TP53I13). The transcript has 7 exons. Lineage: Eukaryota; Metazoa; Chordata; Mammalia; Chiroptera; Vespertilionidae. Gene Ontology annotation, cellular component: cytoplasm. The coding region runs from base 68 to 1246 and encodes 392 amino acids. The record is from RefSeq and is a predicted model, not a curated record.